Terrapene triunguis (Three-toed box turtle) is the source of this 2754-nucleotide messenger RNA. It is a transcript of the gene SH3BP2, whose product is annotated as SH3 domain binding protein 2. Gene Ontology annotation, biological process: signal transduction. The record is from RefSeq and is a predicted model, not a curated record. Gene Ontology annotation, molecular function: SH3 domain binding. Bases 500 to 2170 code for a protein of 556 amino acids. The transcript is spliced from 14 exons. NCBI's taxonomy places the organism in Eukaryota, Metazoa, Chordata, Testudines, Emydidae.
AUUUCUAAUCCCAUGAACCAUUGACCAGCCAUGCUUUGAGGCAAAGAACUCCGAUCUUGGGAUGAAGGAUCUUCCCACGUUCCUGGGAGAGAAGAUGAGGAGCUACCUGGAGAGUGAUUGGCCAGCUGUAUCAAAUAAGGAAACAAUGUUUGUCUAGGCUGGGUUGGGACUCUUAGAAUAACUCUGGAUUUGUCCUUUUUUAUUUUUUUAGUAGGACUUUGGUAGAGGAGUUGAGGGGAACACAUACAGUAGACCUGAUGACCACUGAAGGUGAAAGGCAUCCCCCAAGGAUCAGUGGUUCAGCCCGCCUCCGGAGCAGAACUGGGCGCCCCAUUGCCGGAAUAGUGAUGAAGUAUGAUGAGAUCUAUCUCCCACUCAUGGUCUUGAGAGUAGUGCCUGCUGAGUGUGUCUGCUGUCACAUUCUGAACUCCUGGGAGGGUCUGACAGAAGUUGAGCUUCCUCCUUGGUGCUGGGUGCAGCAAUCUGCCUGCAGAGAACAAUGGCCACAGAAGAGCAGCACUGGCCAGUCCCAAUGAAGGCAAUUGGAGCACAGAACCUACUGACAAUGCCUGGGGGAGUUACCAAGUCAGGAUACCUGCACAAAAAAGGAGGCACCCAGCUGCAGAUCUUAAAAUGGCCACUGAGAUUUGUGAUUAUCCAUGAGGGAUGUAUUUACUACUUUAAGACUAGCACAUCUGCAUCUCCACAGGGUGCUUUCUCUUUAAAUGGCUAUAACAGGGUUAUGCGGGCAGCGGAGGAGACAACAUCAAACAACGUGUUUCCUUUCAAAUUAGUUCAUAUUAGCAAGAAGCACAGGACCUGGUUUUUUUCUGCCUCCUCCGAAGAUGAAAGAAAGAACUGGAUGGUCUCACUGAGGAGUGAAAUAGAUUACUACCAUGACAAGAAGGAAACAAUAACAGAUUUAAGUGACUCUGGUUCUGAUGCAGACAGUUUCUAUGGCUCAGUAGAACGCCCCAUCAAUAUCAACUAUUCUCAUUCAACAGAAAAUGAAGAUUAUGACCAGGAAGAAGAUGAGGAAUCUUACUUACAGCCAGAUUCUACGGAUUUAGUUAGACCAGAUGAUAACAUGAUCCUCCCGCCAGCCUAUCCACCACCUCCAGUUCCUCACAUCAGAAAAGUUGCCUAUGCAGACACAAGGGUGCACUCCUUCGCAGGCCAGCCCACAGGGCCUAUGCUUCCUCCACCACCUCCUAAAAGAAGCUUACCUGAUAUAAAACCAGAGGACCUCUUAAAUAUAAGGGGAGAAUCCCAGUUUCACUGCAGAACCGAGUCAAACCUAAAAAUACUGCCAUCAAACCGUAGAGUAAGUGACCUACCACCGCCGGUUCCCCCUAUGCCUCAUCUCAAAAAUCCUGCCUGUGUCAAAGAAAGCUGCUUGCCCUCAGCAGAGAUUCUACCUCUAGCCCGCAUUUUAACGGCCAGUGAAGGAUGUGAAAGGCUAAAACAAUUGAACCUUUCCCCACGGGCCCCACCUCCAUUACCAAUCAACAAACCCAAGCUAUCAGAAUUAACGGAGAAGCCAGUGGAGGCCAAAGUGCCAAAAGAACGCAGCAAACCUGGGAUGUUUAUUCCACAAGUGCCAGUGGAGGCCAGAGCACCAAAAGAACAUGGCAAACCUGGACUGUUCGUGCCACAAGUGCUACCUAAACCGCCUGUGCCUGUAUUCAAAUCUAGAUCAGAGAAAUCUUUACUUCCCCAGUUACAGAGAUCACCACCAGAUGGGCAGAGUUUCCGAAGCUUCUCAUUUGAGAAACCAGCAUUACCUUCAAAGCAAAACAAGUCUGGUGAAGAUUCAGAUGAAGAUUAUGAAAAAGUUGAGCUGCCUAAUUCAGUAUUUGUCCAGACCUAUGAAUCCAUUGAAGUAGAAAGGAUGUUCAAAUCUACCAACCCAAGAGGACCCCCACAAAAUGGAUUAUACUGUAUUAGGAAUUCAUCUACCAAGCCUGGAAAGGUAUUAGUUGUAUGGGAUGCAUCUGCUGAGAAAGUGAGAAACUACAGAAUCUUUGAAAAGGAUUCACAGUUUUACUUGGACUCAGAAACCAUGUUCUGGAACGUUGGAAGUUUGGUUGAAUACUACUGCACCCAUGUCUUACCCAGCCAUGACAGCUUGAUUCUCAAAUGUCCUUAUGGCUACUGUGGACCCAGGUGACACAGCCUGCAAAAUUAACUGACUGUAAGAUCAAACACACUGUGGAAAAAUGGGCACUUACAGGGAUGGUACUUUUUUCCCCAAAAUUAAAUAGGAAUUCCCAUGCCACUGGGUUUGAUUUCCUGAACUUUGCACACACAGACUGUUUCUGCCAUUUGUUCUCCCACUGCCUACAGACUUGCAUUUAAGUAUCUCUUUGAUAAGCCCUUCCGAACCAGACUGCUGGAUUUCAGACCCUCAUUACAGCUCUUUCUGUGAAAAAGGGCUGAUCUGGCUAUGCUGUGAAAGGUAUUUACAAGACGUGCCUUUUGAGGAGCUGCUGCUGCUACUUUCCUAAUCGUGUGGAUGUGAAGUUGGAGGAAGGAUCUGGCCAAAGAGGCGUUGUGGACAAAACUAUUAGGAAAGGAGAACUUUUGAAAGGAAAGCACUGUCCAUUUGUGACAGAGAAUACUAAUUUUCUGACUCGUAUUGCUCCUUGAGUCAGUACUGGUGCUUGACUGAGAUUUUGUAAUAGUUUAUAAUUAAUCUGUAAAUAACAAGGAUGCUUAUGGAAUAACUUGGUUCAAUGUGGAUAUAGGAAAUCA